CGGGGGCGAUAGCGCCGUGCCCGCCCGGGAUGCGCCGCGGGCGAGCCCGGCUGCCCCGGGGGAAGUUGAAGGCCGGGCUCCCACGGGCCGCUCGGCCGGCUGCGAGGGGGCGGGCGGCGCCGGGCGCCCGAGGAGGAGCCCGAGCAUCCCGGCGCCGGGGACAGCCGGAGAACGGGCGGCGAGGCUUCAUGGGCUGCUCACGCCAACAUGGUGCUCGCCCUCAACGGCAGCCACCUCUACGGUAACCUGCGGCCCCUGGUGCUGGAGGAGCCGCGGGCGCUGAGCGGCGGCAGGAUGAUCGCCGGCUCCUGGCCCCCGCGCAGCCUGGCCAAGCUCGGCCCGUCGCCCCCCCCGUCGGCGCUGCCCACGGCGAGCCCCCUCCCCGUCAACGACUCCCAGUGCGGGGAGCAGAUCCUCAGCUACGGCAGCGCGGAGAAAGUUCUCAUCGGGGCCGUGCUCUGCCUCAUCACCCUGCUGACCAUCGCCGGCAACUGCCUGGUGGUGAUCUCCGUCUGCUUCGUGAAGAAGCUGCGGCAGCCCUCCAACUAUCUCAUCGUCUCGCUGGCCCUGGCCGAUCUCUCGGUGGCCCUGGCCGUCAUGCCCUUCGUCAGCGUCACCGACCUUAUCGGCGGGGAGUGGAUCUUCGGGCGCCUCUUCUGCAACGUCUUCAUCGCCAUGGAUGUCAUGUGCUGCACGGCCUCCAUCAUGACCCUCUGUGUGAUAAGUAUCGACAGGUACCUGGGAAUUACAAGACCCCUUACAUACCCUGUAAGGCAGAAUGGGAAGUGUAUGGCCAAAAUGAUCCUGUGUGUCUGGCUUUUGUCUGCCUCUAUCACCAUACCCCCGCUCUUCGGCUGGGCCCAGAACGUCAAUGACGAAAAGGUUUGUCUCAUCAGUCAGGACUUUGGCUACACCAUUUACUCCACAGCAGUUGCAUUUUAUAUUCCAAUGUCAGUGAUGCUUUUCAUGUACUACCAGAUCUAUAAAGCUGCCAGGAGGAGUGCUGCUAAACACAAGUUUACUGGUUUUCCCCGUCUGGAAGAAAUGGAAGGGAUUUCUGUGAAUGGACUUGUAAAACUGCACAAGGAAUCUGAAGAAUGUACUAAUUUUUCACGACUUUUAAAGCAUGACAAGAAAAACAUUUCCAUCUUUAAAAGAGAACAGAAAGCUGCCACCACCCUUGGGAUUAUUGUUGGGGCUUUCACAAUCUGCUGGCUGCCCUUUUUCAUCCUCUCAACUGCAAGGCCCUUCAUCUGUGGUACAGCGUGCAGCUGCAUCCCCCUCUGGGUGGAGAGAACAUUUCUGUGGCUGGGCUAUGCAAACUCCCUCAUUAACCCUUUUAUCUAUGCCUUCUUCAACCGGGACCUGAGGACAACGUACCGCAACCUGCUGCAGUGCAGAUACAGGAACAUCAACCGCAAACUCUCGGCCGCGGGCAUGCACGAGGCUCUGAAGCUUGCAGAAAAGCCAGAAUUCGUUCUGUAAGGUCCCUCAUCCUCUGCUGUGGUCAUUUGUUGUUUUAUCACAUUGGCUUUUUCCCCACAGGUUCUAAAGAAGAGUUGUAGGAAGAACCAGUUGAGCGCUGUUAAUGCAGUCGUCAGGAAACAAGGUAGAGCCCACCAGUCCCAAUCAGCCUGGAAAAGCAAGACCACCAUCUAAAGAAUUUGGGUGUAAGAGGAAUAUAAGAAAGGAUGGAAGUGAAAUGUAGCACAGGAUGUUUGAGCUGUUAGUGAGGGAAAAGCAAAGUUGGUCUAACCCAUUUGUAUGGCCCAAAAAUGUUUAGUAGGUCUGAAUGGUGGAUGCACCUUGUGUCCCAGAGAGUCUUUGCUGUAAUAAAGACCUGAGAAUGGUGAAAAGUUAAUUUCCUUCCACUUCAGUAUUACAAAAAGAAAUCAUGAAAGAAGAAGCUGAGUCAAAGAACUUCUAUUCCUUAAAAAUAUUCUUUAUGAAAAAACCCCAUAUGUUCAUUAAACAUUAAUUUACUGGAUUGCCUGGAAAUGAACUGUGUUGUGAAAUUCAAUAUUGCCUUUGCACAGCAACUCUGGCACUGAAAGAAUAUGUCACGGUUCCAAUGUGAUUAAAAGAGUUUGAGUAAAGUCACAUGGACCAGCAUCUACUGCUGCAUACAGCCCUGCAGCACAAUUAGCUGCAGUGCUGCUGUGCAAAUCACACCAGGUAAUCUUGUACUAUAUUUCUAACAUUACAAAUGUGUCUGAUUACAGUUAAUUUCAGGAUCUGUCUGGUCUUUGUCCAUCUCUUCAUUCUUUCAUUCUCUUGGCUUUCUCAGCUGAGCAGUUCUCCAGUCUAGAUGGAGACUGUGCACAAGUCAUUUCCGUGAUGUAUGGCUAGUCCUUGUUCCACUUCAGUAGUUAAUUUACUGCCUAUUUGAAAGCUCUUCUACUUUCUGGGACUUCUUUCUCUUCUGAAGUCAGUAAGGAAAAAACAAACAUAAGACUUUAUGACUUCAGAGACAUCUGGACUUUAUCCUUAAAAACUGAUUUUAAUCAUCACUUGUCCUUAAAGUGAUUUAAAGCCUUGCAGUGUGUACAAAUAAAGAUCAUCUACUUUUUCUGGUUCUAGCUUUUUUUACCAUCAUUGCAGUUUGUCCUGGUAUGAGACCCUGACUUUAGUAACAGAUCUCUUCUGUCAGUGUAGCAGGGCCAAAUAGUAUAACAAUUUUUAUUUAAAAAAUUAAAAUAAUCAUAUAGGUUAUAUUAAUAUAUCACUAGUAAUGUAUUAAUAUAACAUGCAGUGAUUUUGUAAGAUAAUAUUAUAAUAGAAUAAUAAUGAAACAAAUCAUAAGAUCAAGAUGAGUUCUUUGGCCCAAGUUUGCACUGCACACCAUGUUCCAGCUGAAGCAGAGGGCAAGGGUGUAUUACUGAAUAAAGACUUCAACCUUCAGAGCUUGAUCUCCUUUUUCAGAUACUGGGACACCAGUGAGGAGACAUGUUCAUUAUCAAAUGGCCUCAGCAUCAAAUCCCACUUUAGGCUAACUUCUGUCCCUGCUUUCUGAAGUCUGAAGGCAAAAUGACUUCAAUGAUCUCAGUGAUGUUCGUUUGGGCUAAGCAGGGAGCAGUCAGUGCCAGAGCCCUUGUUCCGAGCUUACAGAUGUAAUUGCAGACACUUGAGCCUCUCACUGGCACAGAGCCAAGAGCUGGGUGAUGUGCUGAGCCACGUGUACUGAAACAGGCUAAAGCAAUUUUAGAUGCAUUCAUACACUACAGUAGGGAGUACAUUUUGGCCUAAUUUUCACAACAGAAUUGUAGAGUAGGAGGUUGUAUUCCAGCUUCAAAACAGUUUUCUAAAGAAGUUUCAAACUGAUUUGGGGCAGUUCUAUUUAUUUUAAAAGUUCCAAUAUUAUGCACAGGGACAAGAAGUGAUUUGGGCCCAGAAGAUCCACAAGUUCUGGAGUACAGAGUUAACUCAAGCAUGUUUUCCACAUUGAACAUGAAAUGAUUGUUGUUUCUUUAUUACUUAUCAGAGCAGCUUUAGUUUGUUUGUUUGUUUCCAGCAUAAAUGAGACGUUUUCAACGCCUCCUGUAAGUUUUUUUCCUGUAUAGGGACAUACAUGGGAAUAUACAAAUAGGGGAAGACUCCAAGUGGGACUAUAAAACUCUGAAGGUGAUUUUAGAAUUUUGGACAGAAGUUGUGUUUCCUCCAAAUAAGAUGAUUUUAAAAUAUUUUUUUAAAUGGAAUAUGUGUCUUGUGAGUCAGAAAUUGACAUUUGCCCAGCUGUCACCAAAGGCAAUUGCUUUCCUCUGGGAAAACAUCCUGCAGGAGUCCAGCUUUCCUCUUCCAUCUGCUUCAGGUAAUGAGAGCUCAGGAAGGAAUAAGAGUUGUUAUGGUGUAUAUACCAAUCCUUGAAGUUUUUGGAGAUAAACAUCCAUAUUUGAUCUCUGGAUGUUCUUGGAAAGAAAAGAAAAACCAAAGAAAAAAUACCCCAAAACACUACAAAAUUUCUUCAUACACCCAAAUCAAAAUAUAUAUGAAUGGAAGGUGUUUCUAGGUGGAGCUUUUUUGGGGGGAAAAGUAAAGAAGUUUAGAAGAUCAGAAAAAAUGUCCCACUGCCCAAGCACAUAAAGAAGUUGAGAAGAAGAGAAAGUUUG
Molecule: messenger RNA, 4106 nt
Organism: Haemorhous mexicanus (house finch)
Lineage: Eukaryota; Metazoa; Chordata; Aves; Passeriformes; Fringillidae
Gene: HTR7
Product: 5-hydroxytryptamine receptor 7
Exons: 2
Coding region: 208-1485 (425 amino acids)
Biological process (GO): chemical synaptic transmission; smooth muscle contraction; vasoconstriction
Cellular component (GO): dendrite; membrane
Molecular function (GO): G protein-coupled serotonin receptor activity; neurotransmitter receptor activity
Source: RefSeq, a predicted model, not a curated record